Messenger RNA from Aspergillus bombycis, 3126 nucleotides. RefSeq lists its product as uncharacterized. Gene Ontology annotation, biological process: DNA-templated transcription. The record is from RefSeq and is a predicted model, not a curated record. Gene Ontology annotation, molecular function: zinc ion binding; DNA binding; proline dehydrogenase activity. Gene Ontology annotation, cellular component: mitochondrion. Bases 1 to 3126 code for a protein of 1041 amino acids. Lineage: Eukaryota; Fungi; Ascomycota; Eurotiomycetes; Eurotiales; Aspergillaceae. The transcript is spliced from 9 exons.
AUGCUUCCUCAGUCUACAUUCCCAGUGCGCCUCCGGGUUGCAUCAGGCAGAAGAAAGUCACUGCUGGCAUACCCGAAGUAUACGAACUACCACCAUGAACCAGUUACCAAGCCGGAAAUCAAGCCAUACCGGGCAGUGUCACCAAUGGCAAGGUUACCGACCAGAAUCCUGCUACGGUCUUUAGUCUUAACUUCUCUGAUGUCCUCCAAAAUCCUCAUACGACCAGCCCUAACUAUCCUGAACAUUCUUGCUAUCUCAAAAUCGCCAUUCCUGAACGCAGACCGAAAUAGCAUACUGAACAAGGCUCUUCGGCUUACGGUUUAUGAUCACUUUUGCGCCGGUACCAAUCAUACAGAGGUCUCCAGGACGAUAGCGGACACCAAGCGGAUUGGAUACCAGGGUGUUAUCCUAGGGUAUUCCAAGGAGGUCAUAUUAUACCCUAAUGGUCAAUCAUUAACAGACUCUAUCUCUGCUACGUACAGUGACCGGUGCUACGAAAUGGUCGAGGAGUGGAAGGAAGGAACUUUGGAAACCCUACGCAUGCUCGAGCCGGGGGAUUUUCUCGCCCUAAAAUUGACGGGCGCCGGACCGAUUUCGGUAGAUGCCAUGGCAGCGUGCCAGCCAAUGCCCGAGGUUGUGGCAAAAGCCGUGAACACGAUUUGUGUCGCAACCGCACAACAACGCUCACGUCUCUGGCUCGACGCAGAGCAACAGAUGCUUCAACCUGGACUGGAUAAAUGGGCCAUCGAGAUGAUGCGCACGCAUAACCGAUCGGAGACGCCCGUAGUCUACAAUACAAUCCAAGGCUAUCUCAAGGGGUCGAAGGCGAAUGUCGACAACCAUAUCAAGCUGGCAGCGCAAGAGGGAUGGUCGCUUGGGAUCAAGUUGGUGCGUGGGGCGUAUAUUGAACAUGAAAAUCGUGCUUUGAUCCACGACACCAAAGAAGAAACAGACAGUUCAUAUGACAUGAUUGCAGACAUGUUGCUUGGUCAACGACUACCGGCUGAAGUUGAGCAUCUGCAGUUCCCACCUGCAGCCCUCUUUCUUGCCACCCACAAUGCGGCUAGCACGGCAAAAGCGAUCACCACGCAUCAGGAACGAAUACUUGCAGGACAGCCCACCGUUACACUCGAGUGCGGGCAGAUUCAGGGCAUGGCGGAUGAGCUGAGCUGUGAGCUGCUGCACAGCUAUCUGAGAGAGUUGGAAGAACAAAUUACUAGGAGUGCAACUUCCGGGCGGUAUACGACCUCCAUCGGGGUGGAGCACCAGGGCCUACCUCCCUUGACCAGAAGUGAAGCUGUAGACCUUUCCCCGACUCCCAAUGUAACGACAUACCUGGCACCGGAUGGCCGGCAAACAGCUGGAUGGCAGAUGGCGUCUGACGACUCUCCCAUACGUAAUCCUGGAAGAAGGGUUGGCACCGGGGAGAGGCAAGUAUGCCAUGACUCAGAAUUCUCGAAGAAUCCACUUGUAGACAAAAAGGAAUGGGCUUUUGCUGCAACUCCGGACGGCCGAUAUUGGUAUAUGGGCCCGUCAUCCUCAUGGUCCUUUUGUCGUCGCGUCCUGGCCCUUUUAGGGAAACGAGUUCCUGAAUCGAACUCUCCACCAGAUCCAUGGCAUUUGGAUGGCAUGGCAUUCAAGCUGCAAUGGAAGCAAGUACCCCCCGAGGAAACGCCUGAUGUCACCAAUAUACCGCCUUUGGACUAUGCGCUUUUUCUUUACAAUACUGCGAAGUACUAUCUCGCUUCUUUAUCCUUCCUGAUUGAUGAGACACUAUACCUUCAAGAGUUACACGAAUUUUACCUGGAUCCAGCAGCGAAGGCUGCCUCACGUAGGUCUUGGUUCGCCCAAUAUCUACUUGUGCUUGCCUUUGGAAAAGCAUUCAUAACUCAAAGAAAUCCAUCUGGGUCUCCAACCGGGCACCAGUAUGCAUCAAGGGCGAUGGCUUUAUUGCCAGAUCUAUCCGGCAUACACGAGGAUCCCUUGACCUCGAUUCAAGCCUUGAGCCUAGCAGCACUGUACUUUCAGUCAAUUGACAUGAGAAAAGCAGCAUUUCAGCACAUUGGGCAGGCUCUACGUUGUUGUAUUAUUGAAGGCAUACACAGGCAUGUUCCGGAAGAGCUGGGCGGGCCAGAACUUUCCCAGCGCUGUCAAGCUGUCUUUUGGGUAGUAUACAUGCUGGAUAGAGAGUUCUCCGCAUUGAUGGGAGGACCAAACUCAAUUCGUGAUGAGGAUAUCACGGUCAGGUUGCCUGCAGAGGUGGCGUAUUCCGUAGAAAAUGCCAAUCUGACAUUGCAUGUUCGGCUCGCGCGCCUCAUGGCGCAGAUAUUGACAACGGUAUAUGGGGUGGAUAGUGCAUCUAAUGGAGCAUUGAUCAGAGAUAUUCAAUCUAUUCUUCAUGCACUAGCGGACCUCUCUCAAGACAUCACGGAGUUUCUGGAUAGCAGUUUUCAUGGAACGAUUAGCCGAGGCUCAAAAAUGGCAGUUAGACUGAUGCUAGCCCAACAUCAUUGUGUGGUUCUGACAACACGGCCUUUGGUUAUGUGUGCUCUCAAUAUGCACAUAGACAGUGCAGAGAGACAGCCGUCGCAAGGCAUUUGUCUGUCGCCGCCCGUGGCAUCCCUCUUGCAAUGCUGCGCCGACUCUGCCCAGACCAUCCUUCAAACUCUCCGAUCGUUGGCCGAUGAUGACUUGAUGGAUGCAUUUUUACCGUUUCAAGUCGAGCACGCUUCUUCAUCUGCCUUUGUUUUGUACUUGAUUCGCUCAAUCGCCCCCUCACUUAUUGCGAAUGAGUCCUGGUGCGAUAACCUUGACUGCGUUAUCGAAAAGCUCAUAUCGAAAGGCAAUCUAGCGGCACCACUCCGGAAACUGGAGCUGAGGCAUCUGGACCUUAUGUUGACACCCUUAACACCGAGAUCUGCAACUCAUACAGUGCUUCCAGUAACUUCCGAUGAAAUCCAAGAUAACAAUGAUGAUACAUAUGCGCUGGAUCAAGUGGAUAUAGGAGAUGAAGUUGAAUGGGAUUUGUUGGCGCUCAACCAUUCUGUGAGCCUUCCACCAAGAGAGCUGCUCGAUUUAGCAGACCAACUGGACGUGGAUAGUAUUAUGCAAUCUAUGGACGCUUGA